Molecule: messenger RNA, 1260 nt
Organism: Myxocyprinus asiaticus (Chinese sucker)
Lineage: Eukaryota; Metazoa; Chordata; Actinopteri; Cypriniformes; Catostomidae
Gene: il17d
Product: interleukin 17d
Exons: 2
Coding region: 260-850 (196 amino acids)
Biological process (GO): inflammatory response
Cellular component (GO): extracellular region
Molecular function (GO): cytokine activity
Source: RefSeq, a predicted model, not a curated record
AGUUGUUACAGUUACAUUGAUUUUAUUUGUUCUAUUAAGUGUACUUUAUUCAGUGUAUCUUACAGUCCGCCCAAUAUCUGGCAGCAGAGUAGGAUGAGCGCAUUUUACAGGACAGACGGAUGAGCCACAGCUUUACGCAACAACUGGGAAGUUUUUUUAUAGGUCGUACAAACUCGGUAAAAGAGUUGGCAAAAAAUAUAUUUUAAUAAAUCUAUCCCGUUAACCGCUUAUCGGCAGUUAAGACGCAGUAUAAGGAGAUAUGAGCGGUCGAAUGGCUUUGGCGCUUCUGUUAAUUUUGCUGUGGUGCUGCGGGAGCGCAUCGGGUGAACGGGGACCAAAGGUGUCUAGGAGAGCGCCGAGGACUCGGUCCUGUCUGGAUUUACCGGAGGAGAUUUUGGAGCAGAUGUUCGGGAGGCUCUCGGUCGGGGUGCUUAGUGCGUUUCAUCACACCCUACAGAUCGCACCCCCGGAGCGCCAGAAUAUGACCUGUCCAUCAACAGGUCGCCUAGCGCGUGACAGAUCACGUACUCCCGUAAACAUCCUCAGCCUUUCGCCGUGGGCGUACAGAGUCUCCCACGAUCCAGCGAGGUACCCUCGAUUUCUUCCGGAGGCGUAUUGUUUGUGCAAGGGAUGCCUAAUGGGGCCGAACGGGGAGGAAAACGACCGGUUCCGAAGCACUCCCGUUUAUAGCCCCACCGUCAUACUGCGCCGUACCGGUUCGUGUGUCGGGGGCCGUCAUUCCUACACCGAGAGCUACGUGUCUGUCGCAGUGGGUUGUACUUGUGUGCCAUUGCUGGAAAAAGACAAACACAGAGAGCAGAAAGCAAAGCAAGAAAAGAGUCACGCCUAAUAACGCAGUUUCCACCACCUUUAGAAAAAAACUGAAAAGCUGAUGAACUUUUUUUUUCUUUACCACUUUCUUCAAGCUAUUGUAAGAAAAUAAAGUGGUUAUGGCAAAACUAAGAGAGAACUUGUCCUCAAAGUUCCUGAUUGUAGUCUACAGUGCCAGGCAAAAGGAGAACUUUUGGUGCCAAAAUACGAUGAUUUGAAAGCCAAAGAGCUGGCAUCUAGUAUCUUGGUGUUGAAUAAUACCAUUGAGCUGUGUGCAAGCAUAAAGAGCCAGAAAUACUACUUUUAAAAAAACAAGCAUAAAUGCCAUUCAUAACCAUUCAAUGUAAUGUCAUUUGCAAGAGGAAAUAUUAUAGGAGUUUGUGGUAGUCCUUCUCUGUAUACCUUCCAGAAAAUGAAGGGGAAAAAACA